Molecule: messenger RNA, 1538 nt
Organism: Gastrolobium bilobum
Lineage: Eukaryota; Viridiplantae; Streptophyta; Magnoliopsida; Fabales; Fabaceae
Exons: 10
Coding region: 178-1317 (379 amino acids)
Biological process (GO): positive regulation of mRNA splicing, via spliceosome
Cellular component (GO): U12-type spliceosomal complex; nucleolus
Molecular function (GO): RNA binding
Source: RefSeq, a predicted model, not a curated record
UUGUCACCGUGAAGCUAGCCAAACCCUACCGUCGGCGCCGAUUACUUCUCCGUGGCCCUGCCCAUUCGCCAUAGACCAGUUGGUUUCAAAGUUCAGAGCUCACGCGUUGCGUGGUGACGGUUUGGGGUCUCAUUCUCCUGCCUUCUGCUUCUCAAGGCUUUGGUUCACGGUUGUUCGAUGACAACUCGAAUAGCACCUGGUGUGGGAGCAAAUUUGUUGGGUCAACACUCGGCGGAGAGGAAUCAAGAUGCUACUGCUUAUGUCGGAAAUCUGGACCCUCAGAUAACUGAGGAGUUAUUGUGGGAGCUGUUUGUUCAGGCAGGUCCAGUGGUAAAUGUCUAUGUUCCAAAAGACAGAGUGACCAACCAACAUCAAGGUUAUGGAUUUGUUGAAUUCCGGAGUGAAGAAGAUGCUGACUAUGCCAUCAAGGUGCUUAACAUGAUUAAACUCUAUGGAAAACCAAUACGUGUAAAUAAGGCAUCCCAAGAUAAAAAGAGCUUGGAUGUUGGGGCAAACCUUUUCAUUGGAAACCUUGAUCCUGAUGUAGAUGAGAAGCUCUUGUAUGAUACUUUCAGUGCAUUUGGAGUUAUUGUUACUAAUCCAAAGAUCAUGAGAGAUCCUGAGACAGGAAAUUCCCGUGGUUUUGGCUUCAUUAGCUAUGAUUCAUUUGAGGCAUCUGAUUCAGCUAUUGAGGCAAUGAAUGGACAAUAUCUUUGCAAUCGUCAAAUUACAGUAUCAUAUGCAUAUAAGAAAGACACUAAAGGUGAAAGGCACGGUACUCCAGCAGAAAGAGUUUUGGCUGCUAGCAAUCCAAGUGCACAGAAGAGCAGGCCUCAUACUUUAUUUGCCAGUGGGCCUCCAACACUUCCCAAUGUUGCUCAGGCUAAUGGUACCAUUGCUGCUCCAGUGCCUCCCCGCCCCUUCGCUAAUGGGGUUGCUCCAGCUCCUAUUCCUGCUCUCCGUCCACCACCCCCUCAGGCAGCUGCAUUCCAGCCGAUGCCGGUAGCUGGACAACCAGCAUGGCAUCAACAACAGCCAGGUCAAGCAAUGCUACAACCUGUAAUGCCUCCACCUCAAAUGCAGCAGUUUAGGCCACCUCACUCUGGUAUGCAGAUGCCACCACCUCCACAAGCUGUUCCGGCUCCUCCAAGGCCUCUUCCACCACCAACGGUAAUGGCAAGCCAACCACCACCUAUUUGGCGACCGCCACCACCACCCCCACCUCAACAACAAGGUGGGCGGCCUAUGGCAUAUCAUCAGUCCUCAAUGCCACCACCACCUCCCAAUAACCAUGGCAUGCCACCACCUUCAAGUUGAAUGAAUGCAAUCCUUAUGGAAUGGUUCCUGAUUCCCAUUAUCUGGAAUUUUCCCCCUGUUUAUUGUUAGUUGUAGUGUUAUAUUUUUGAACUACACUGGUGUAGAUUGUAAAAUGAACGUCCUUGACAGUCAACAAUAAGAGAAUCAUUACUGCUUAGGACUGAAAGUGUUCCUGCCAAGAUAGGUGAACAUAAUCCUGCUGAUAUGUAUCGGACGAAAAC